Molecule: messenger RNA, 1164 nt
Organism: Daphnia magna
Lineage: Eukaryota; Metazoa; Arthropoda; Branchiopoda; Diplostraca; Daphniidae
Exons: 4
Coding region: 145-1164 (339 amino acids)
Source: RefSeq, a predicted model, not a curated record
AAAAAAUUUUCGACUACAAAAAAGGUAAAAAAAAACCCGUCACCUGGCAAUGUUGCCGAACAAUAAUUGAUCGUGUCGUCUUAAUUUUUCGUAAAGUGGCAAAGCGACUGAGUGUUAGUGAGUGAGAGUGACUGAGUGAUAACAAUGGCGUUUUCUACUGAAAAAGAUUUGUGGACUGAUUCUGGUGUCUUUCGAUUUUUUAAUUUUACUCAAGCAGUAAUCAAGCAUUUUACUAUUGACACAUCUCUUACUCGCCUUGAAGAAAAGGAAAAGAAAGCUUUAUUGGGAACCGAAUUAGUAGCCGGCACGUGCGAAACGUGUGGCUGGGAGUCAAAGGUGCAUUAUGGAAAUCCCUCUAACUGGGUUCGCCAUCUUAAGAAGAAACAUGAUGUAGCUUUGGAUGCUUAUAAAGAGACUAUGGCAACUAAAAUGAAUGACAGAAAGAGGCGUCGAUCAGCUGACUCGUCUUACUUGCCGACUAAUAAGAAAGCCAAAGAGGCCGGAAGGCCACAAGAAACAAUUGAUGUUGCACUUGAUCUAAGCACAAUCUCUAGGAAAGAAGAAAAGAUCGAAAAGGCUAAAAAAUUGGAACCAGAACAUCAAGUUCGUGUAGACAUGCGUAUUUUUCAAUAUGUUGUCGGUAGUUGUCUACCUUUGAGUACUGUUGAGAACAGUCUUUUUCGAAACGUCUGCACUGAAAUUAAUCCCAAAGUGAAUGUGGUGUGCACUAAAACGCUGAAGAAAACUAUUUUGCAACAAUAUUUAGAAUAUAAAGCUAGUUUGAGGAAGAGGUUCAGCAAUGCAGUGGAUGUGUGUUUAACGGCUGAUGCGUGGGGAUCGAAAAGACGAAGUUUCUUGGGCGUAACAGCACAUUGGCUUAAAAGUAAAGGAGAGAUGAGUGAGUUGAAGAGGUGUUCUGCUGCUCUUGCUUGUAAAAGAUUUCAAGGAUCUCAUACAUACGAUAAAAUUGCGGCUUUGCUCAACAACAUUAUGGACGAUUUUAAUCUACAUGGGAAGGUUAACUAUAUAGUGACCGACAAUGGAUCCAAUUUUGUUAAGGCCUUCACUGAAUUUUCCGUCGAGAACAAGGUUGAGAAUGAAUUGACUCUCGAUGAGGAUGAAGGAAAUUUAAUAUCGAAUAUUUAUAAGGAAAAAAAUCUUUGA